Messenger RNA from Brachypodium distachyon (stiff brome), 939 nucleotides. RefSeq names its product NADH dehydrogenase [ubiquinone] 1 alpha subcomplex subunit 13-B. The record is from RefSeq and is a predicted model, not a curated record. NCBI's taxonomy places the organism in Eukaryota, Viridiplantae, Streptophyta, Magnoliopsida, Poales, Poaceae. The transcript has 3 exons. Bases 229 to 660 code for a protein of 143 amino acids.
AUUACUAACUCACUGCCCACUCUCUCACAGGGUCACUGCCUCCUCGCAGCCAGGGACGAGGCGAUUCCUCCCACCAAGUUCGCCCCCAAUUCGCAUCAUCGCCUCCUACCCUCCACUAACCCUAGCGACAGACAGCUGCGCUCCCGAUCGCCUGGCUUCCCGCCGGAGCGCUAGAUCCGCAGGUGCUUGGCCCCGCGCUGGUGGUGAGCUUUCCGGAUCGGAGCGAAGAUGACGGAGUCGUUGGUGCGCAACAAGCCGGGGAUGGCGAGCGUCAAGGACAUGCCGCUGCUGCAGGACGGGCCGCCGCCUGGCGGGUUCGCGCCCGUGCGCUACGCGCGCCGCAUCCCCAGCAAGGGCCCCAGCGCCAUCGCCCUCUUCCUCACCACCUUCGGCGCCUUCUCCUGGGGCAUGUACCAGGUUGGACAGGGGAACAAGGUCCGCCGUGCACUGAAGGAAGAGAAAAUUGCUGCCCGUAGUGCUAUUCUGCCAAUGCUCCAAGCUGAAGAGGAUGAAAGAUUUGUGAAAGAGUGGAAGAAGUAUCUUGAAGAGGAAGCGAGGAUCAUGAAAAAUGUUCCUGGGUGGAAAGUUGGUGAGAGUGUGUAUAAUUCUGGGAAAUGGAUGCCUCCGGCAACCGGCGAGCUGCGUCCUGAGGUUUGGUAAUGCCCAAGAUUUUUUCUUCAGCCUAUCGAAGAUGGCAUCAUGUCUUGAGGGCAUGAAUAAGGCUUUUAGACCUGGAUACCCCAACAUUUGUUAUGAGAAACCCACUCUUGAGCACUUGUCAUGUAUUUCUUGUGUUGAUGACGAAAUUUGGCUGGCUAAUAAUUUGACAUACCAAGCCGACUUUGGUCUUUAUAUGAACCAUCUUUUUUUUUAUUAAUGUAACUUGUCUUUGUACGGCUAUUUUGCCCAGUUAUUUUCCUUUCAUGGUAUAUCCCUUCA